Molecule: messenger RNA, 3492 nt
Organism: Mercurialis annua (annual mercury)
Lineage: Eukaryota; Viridiplantae; Streptophyta; Magnoliopsida; Malpighiales; Euphorbiaceae
Product: triacylglycerol lipase SDP1
Exons: 3
Coding region: 629-3211 (860 amino acids)
Biological process (GO): lipid metabolic process
Molecular function (GO): triacylglycerol lipase activity
Source: RefSeq, a predicted model, not a curated record
AAAAGAAAUCCAACUAAAGAACACGUCACUUAAUGUUGCAGCUUUAUCCAAAAAUGGACGCCAUCUCAUCCAAAUCUCAACACCUAUAUCGCUUUCUUUAUCCCCUUCACAUCUCCCAAUACCAUUUUUUUCUUCUUCUUCCCUUCAACUCUAUUUAUUUCCUUUUCUGUCUCUCCCUCAAUCCAUCUGCACAAUUCAAGUCCAUUACAGAUUUUUGGUUCUCUGAAUACCCUUUUGCCUGCUCUUUCCGGGUGUGCAAUUACCGAAGAUUGUAGGGUUUGGUUAUCAAGAUUCUGAGGAACCCAUUUGGCUGCUCUAUUUCAAGAUUUCAAGAUUUGCAUGGUUUUUUUGUCUGCUCACGAGGUUCAAUUUUGUGACUCUUGAUCCUUAAACUUAUGCUUAUAUUUUAUAUCUUCGGAAUUGAUUGUUAAUUCUUGAAAAGCAUCUGUAUUUUUUCUUUUUUGUUGAAUUACAUCAAGUAUAGAGCUUGAAUAUCUAAAUUUGGAGACACAACACAAAUUCAGCUGCUUUAUUUUCCUAGCUGUACAGAAUUUUCAGGGUUUAAUAAAAAUUUGAUUAAAUACAUAAUUUUGAUUAAAGAUAACAUUUUUGUUAUUUUAGCCAAGAAAUGGAUAUAAGUAAUGAGGCAAGUGUUGAUCCCUUUUCAAUUGGACCCUCAACUAUCAUUGGUAGGACUAUUGCUUUUAGGGUCUUAUUCUGCAAGUCCUUUUCGCAUUUAAGGCGUCAGAUUUAUCAGGCCCUAGUGUAUUACAUGUAUAGAUUUAGGAACGUUUCUGCUUCCAUGUUGUCAUGGUUGCAUCCCAGGAAUCCACAAGGGAUAUUGGCCAUGGUGACGAUUAUAGCGUUUCUGUUGAAACGGUAUGCGAAUGUGAAAGUGAGAGCGGAGAUGGCGUAUCGAAGGAAAUUUUGGAGAAAUAUGAUGAGAACUGCGUUGACAUAUGAGGAGUGGGCACACGCGGCUAAGAUGCUUGAUAAAGAGACGCCGAAGAUGAAUGAGUGCGAUCUUUACGAUGAGGAACUAGUGAGAAAUAAGCUUCAGGAGCUUAGACAUCGUCGACAAGAGAGAUCUCUUAGAGAUAUUAUAUUUUGUAUGAGAGCUGAUCUUAUUAGAAAUCUUGGUAAUAUGUGCAAUCCGGAGCUUCAUAAGGGUAGGCUUCACGUUCCGAGGCUCAUAAAGGAAUAUAUUGAUGAGGUUUCGACUCAGUUGAGGAUGGUUUGUGAUUCUGAUUCAGAGGAGCUUUCAUUGGAAGAGAAGCUUGCUUUCAUGCAUGAAACGAGACAUGCUUUUGGCCGAACAGCUUUGCUUUUGAGUGGAGGUGCUUCCCUUGGAGCAUUUCAUGUGGGUGUGGUUAAAACACUAGUGGAACAUAAACUCUUACCCAGAAUAAUUGCUGGUUCAAGUGUGGGGUCCAUUGUGUGUUCCGUGGUUGCGACCAAAUCAUGGCCAGAGCUGCAAAGUUUUUUCGAGGAUUCACUUAACUCAUUGCAGUUUUUCGAUCAGAUCGGUGGGCUUUUUACUGUUGUGAAGAGGGUGGCAACACAAGGAGCUGUUCACGAUAUCCGGCACUUGCAAUGGAUGUUAAGGCAUCUCACGAGUAAUCUUACAUUUCAAGAAGCUUAUGAUAUGACAGGUCGGAUUCUAGGGAUCACAGUAUGCUCACCUAGGAAGCAUGAGCCUCCUAGAUGUCUGAACUACCUCACUUCACCCCAUGUUGUCAUAUGGAGUGCAGUCACAGCUUCCUGCGCCUUUCCUGGUCUUUUUGAAGCUCAGGAAUUAAUGGCGAAGGACAGGAGUGGAGAAAUUGUUCCGUAUCAUCCACCUUUCAAUCUAGAUCCAGAGGAAGGAUCAAGUGGGUCUGCACGUCGGUGGAGGGAUGGUAGCUUGGAGAUUGACUUACCAAUGAUGCAAUUGAAGGAACUGUUUAACGUCAAUCAUUUUAUAGUGAGUCAGGCCAAUCCCCAUAUUGCUCCAUUGUUGAGAUUGAAGGAGUUUGUCAGGGCUUAUGGUGGUAAUUUUGCUGCCAAGCUUGCUCAUCUCGCUGAGAUGGAGGUAAAGCAUAGAUGUAAUCAGGUAUUGGAACUUGGUUUUCCGUUAGGAGGACUCGCUCGGCUUUUUGCUCAAGACUGGGAGGGGGAUGUCACUGUUGUUAUGCCUGCCACACUUGCUCAGAUUUCAAAAAUUAUACAAAAUCCAACUCAUAUGGAGCUUCAAAAGGCAGCAAAUCAAGGGAGAAGGGGCACUUGGGAAAAACUUUCAGCCAUUAAAGGCAACUGUGGAAUUGAGCUUUGCCUUGAUGAAUGUGUUGCAAUCCUCAACCACAUGCGUAGACUAAAAAGGAGUGCCGAAAGAGCUGCUGCUGCUUCUCAUGGUCUAACCAGCACCACUGCACCCGCUGUCAGAUUCAGUGCUUCUAAAAGAAUUCCUUCUUGGAACUGCAUUGCUCGAGAAAACUCAACUGGCUCGCUCGAAGAGGACUUUCUUGCUGAAGUUGCAUCCACGUUCCAUCAAGGUGUUGGCGGAGCUGGAACAGCUGCACUUCCCAGUAGAAAUUUCCGGGCCCACCGUUAUACGCAUGAUGGAAGUGAUAGUGAAUCUGAAAGUGCAGAAGUAAAUUCUUGGACGAGAACUGGUGGGCCAUUGAUGAGGACUACUUCCGCAAAUAAAUUUAUCGACUUUGUUCAAAAUCUGGAUGUUGAUACCGAAUUGGGGCGAGGCUUAAUGGCUCAUCCUAUUUCUCCGGUGGCUCAGAUGGGAAUCAGGGAUCCAUAUAUUCAGAGCCCUAGGCUGACAACACCAGAUAGGAAUUCUGAAAGUGAAAAUGAUCAGAGGGAUUGUAGCACUAGACCGUCUUUGAGUGGCUCUAGUAUUACCGUGACUGAAGGCGAUCUUUUGCAACCGGAAAGGAUUCAUAAUGGAUUUGUGUUGAAUGUUGUAAAGAAGGAGAAUUUAGCAUUCUCCAAUAGGGCCCAGGACUUGGAGAACUGCAAUACUGAAGUUCCUGAAUAUGUUCAGCUUGACAGCCCGGAAAGGGACCCAGAUGCUACCUCAGCAUCUGAUUAUGCUGGCGAUGAUGACGAUGACGACGAUGAUAACGACGGUGAUGAAGAUGAUGUCACUGCAGAAAAUUUCAUGAACAAUAAUGAUUCUACACCUCAGAAUGGACAAGAUCAAACUUUUGCAGAUGAAUAAAGUUUAAUGUGGGUUUUGAUUUACAAGAACGUUUGAUUUUGACUGGAGAAAUGAAUCAUAGCCUAAACAUCCUAGUUCAUCAGGAGUUCAUGUGUCGCCCUGUCGGACAGUAACUGUUUGUUAUGCGACUCGAACACAGGUUUGCAAGUGAUGAAUGAUGAUGAGUUGAGAGAGUCUGCAUGUACCAAUUGCAUUUUCAUUUAGACUAAUAUCUGUAAAUACCACCACAUGUACGCUUCAUACUUACAGUUCAAUGAAUGAAACAGAUUUCUUUUUCUAAA